AUGGUUAUGGGUCGGGUCUGUAUCUUGUGGAAUGGUGAAUUGGCUAUUGUGGAUGGGAUUUUUUAUAUGUUUCUUUCAGACGUUACUGUUGCAAAAAUGUUACCUGCGGAAGAGGCUUUUAAUGAAAACUGCGAUUUUACGGCUUUGAGAAUUGCGAGUGUUACGACUCCAGGGCUACAGUAUCCGCUGGUCGUUGGUGCCAAUAGUGAACAGCGGUUUAUGGGCAGGCUAUUUACCAGUCUGAGUGGUGGUGAUGGUGGUAAGUGGUGA
Enterobius vermicularis (human pinworm) is the source of this 270-nucleotide messenger RNA. NCBI's taxonomy places the organism in Eukaryota, Metazoa, Nematoda, Chromadorea, Rhabditida, Oxyuridae. The record is from the annotation of a GenBank genome assembly.